Molecule: messenger RNA, 2075 nt
Organism: Syngnathus acus (greater pipefish)
Lineage: Eukaryota; Metazoa; Chordata; Actinopteri; Syngnathiformes; Syngnathidae
Product: gastrula zinc finger protein XlCGF17.1-like
Exons: 2
Coding region: 803-1879 (358 amino acids)
Biological process (GO): regulation of transcription by RNA polymerase II
Molecular function (GO): RNA polymerase II cis-regulatory region sequence-specific DNA binding; DNA-binding transcription factor activity
Source: RefSeq, a predicted model, not a curated record
AAUGAAAAUUUAGUCAAGGAAAAUAGUGCGACGGAGCGGUCGAAUUAAAUCGGCAUAAUCAUUUGUUUACUCGUAAUCCCGUUUAUAUUUCUGUCAUUGUUUAAAAAUAAUUUGCUCUCAUUGCUAGAUUUACCUGCUAAAUAUUUGUCUUUGCUGUCAGACUCGGAUGGUUGCGAAAAAACGACGGCAGAGUACGAGGAAGGACUUGAUGAAAACAAUAAAAGUAACUCGCUACCAGGGCUGCCUAAGCCAAUCGCUUACGGAUUUAUUAGGUUAACUAGGAAACUCCUCACUUGCCUUGGCAGAGAUCCGCUCGGAUUACUGUUAGUUUAUUCAAUCAAUAUGACGUCGUUACCUAACACCGUUUUUAUACUGGUCUUGAGGGUGGAUCAAGUCGGCUCGUCCCACUGAAGGCCCAGAUACCAAAUAGACUGCAAGUGAAACGAAAACAAGUUCAGUUAUCUGUAUGACUCCGCAACCAUACUGUAAUGACGCUUUCACACCAAAGGAGGCAGUAACGUACCUGAAUGAACCGAAUGUAUCUUCUCUGCAGGAAAUUGAAAUCAGGUCAGCAAGGAACUGCAGGAAGUGAGACGUCCGUACCAUUCCAUCAAAAUUGCGACUUUUGCUUUGUAAUCUGUUUAUAUUUAGGCCGUGCAACCGAUUAAACAUAACUUACUCUCCGAGUAGGUGCACUAUAAAAUUUCACCUGCUAAUUUAGUCCGCUGGCUAACAAAAGAGACGCAGAGGGUAACCUCAUAUACCACGGAGACUGAUAUUAUUGUGUGAUAGUUUGGAAAGAAUGAUAGGGGAGUACGUGGAGGACAUUUGUCGAUCAAAAGUGAAAAAUGAGAGACAACGUCAACUACCGGACGCCGUUUUAAAGCAUCCAGAUGAAAUGCACAGAGCAGAUGUCGGUGAAGAGCAGCAGGAUUGGAGCUCCAGGGCAGAGCAGGAGGAGCCAGAUUCCCCAUAUAUUAAAGAGGAAGAAGACGAACAUAGCAUUGGUGAGGAGGAAGAGCCGUUGCGAGAGCUGGAUGAGGCGGAUCCCUCCCAGCUGCUCUUUAACCGCGUCAUUGUGAAAAGUGAAGAUGAGGAAGAUGACGGUGAUGGAGACCACCGUGGAGGAUCACAAGCAGACAGACCCAUAGCUCCACUAUCAAAUAGUGAUAACAUGUCAUACUCUCCUGACACGGAUGAUGAUGAACACUCUAAAGGGGAUAUAACAUGUCAUGCAGACAGCAAAGCUUUGGCAUGUCUUCAUUGUGAGAAAACAUUUAGCAACAAUGCAAAUCUGAGAAGACACAUGAUGAUUCAUACGGGAGAAAAACCCUUCAUGUGUUCAGUGUGUGGGAAAAGAUUCUCUCAGAAGACAUCAAUGAUAACACACUCGAGAACACACACUGGAGAAAAACCUUUUUCCUGCUCAGCGUGCCGCAAAUGUUUUAGUGAUUAUUCCACUUUGACGAAACACAUGAGAACACACACGGGUGAGAAACCCUUUUCAUGCUCAGUUUGCGGUAAAAGAUUCUCACAGAAAGCAACUAUGAGAACACACACAAGAACACACACUGGGGAGAAAGCAUUUUUCUGCUCAUUUUGCAAUACACGUUUUAAUGUUCGUUCAACAUUGGUCCAACACAUGAGAACCCACACGGGUGAGAAACCAUUUACCUGCUCUGUAUGCACUAAAGGUUUUGGUCAUCCUGCAGCACUAGCAAGGCACAUGAGAACACACACUGGCGAGAAAGUGUUCAAUUGCAGUGUGUGUGGUCAAAGAUUCUCUUACAAGUAUCAAGUAAAUAAACACAAGUGUGUUGACAAAAACAGCAGCAGUGGAGGAAGCUGCACAACUUUAAAUAAACAGAAUGAAUGUUGACUUUCACAUGUAGUUAACACUGUAGAUGCCAAAUUGCAAACGAAAUGCACUGCUGGGUUCAUGAUGUCCUAUACUCAUAACUUAUUGUAGCGUAUCUCAGGGAACUUACUGAUGCUACUCAUUCAUGUUUAAAAAUAUAUGGAGUACAGUCCAUGGUUGUCAAUUAAACAGUUUGAAUAAAACAUUAUCAAACAUA